This is a messenger RNA of Neohortaea acidophila, 1125 nucleotides long. RefSeq lists its product as uncharacterized. Bases 1 to 1125 code for a protein of 374 amino acids. The record is from RefSeq and is a predicted model, not a curated record. Gene Ontology annotation, molecular function: iron-sulfur cluster binding; catalytic activity. The transcript has 2 exons. NCBI's taxonomy places the organism in Eukaryota, Fungi, Ascomycota, Dothideomycetes, Mycosphaerellales, Teratosphaeriaceae.
AUGCUCUCUCGCAGAGCCCCCAGCCUCUUCGCCAGGCUACCCACCCUCUCCAACCCGACUAGAAAGAAGAUUCCAAGCUGGCAACCCCAUAUCCAGCUUCGGCAUAAAUCCUCCCAAAUCGGCUUCCUCGUCGACGACCCCUACAUCCCUCGCUUCCAACUCCUCUCCCCCAGCCAACUCGCGCAGAAGCGCAGCGCAGCCUACGCCCACCUCUCAAACUGCAACCUCUGCCCCCGCCUCUGCGGCGUCAACCGCUUCGAGCGAACCGGCACCUGCCUCAUCGGCGCAGACGUCGUAGUCAACACCAUUGCGCCGCACUUCGGCGAAGAACCGUGCAUCCAAGGCCGACACGGCAGCGGCAGCGUCUUCUUCUCCGGCUGCAAUUUGCGCUGCGUCUUUUGCCAGAACCACGAUAUCGCGCACCAGAAGAAUGGGUUCCACCUGACGCCUGAGGAGCUGGGGGAGUGGUUUGUGAAGUUGCAGGAUGUGGGCAAUGUGCAUAAUAUCAACCUCGUCACGCCGGAGCAUGUGGUGCCGCAGGUUGUGCUUUCCAUUCUGCAUGCGCGGGAGUUGGGGUUGAAGUUGCCGAUUGUGUAUAAUACGUCUUCGUUUGACUCGCUCGAGUCAAUUGCGCUGCUGGACGGUCUGGUCGACAUCUACCUCGCGGACUUCAAAGUGUGGGCUGCGUCGACGUCGAAACGACUGCUGAAGGCGGACAACUACGCGGAGACGGCGAGGGAGAGCGUCAAGGCGAUGCAUGCGCAGGUGGGGGAUUUGUGCUUCACGUCGGAUGGGCUGGCGAAGAAGGGCGUGCUGCUGAGGCAUUUGGUUAUGCCGGGGUAUGAGGCGGAGGGAGGGCAGAUUGUGCGCUGGUUGGCGGAGCAUGUGAGUCGGGAUCUGUAUGUGCAUGUCAUGGAGCAGUAUCAUCCUCGCGCGCAUGUGGGCAAGGAGAAGAGAGGGAGGAGCGGACGGGCACGGGAGGUGGUUGAGGGAAAGGCACUUAGGUAUGAAGAGAUCAAUCGAGCUGUCAAGGGAGAAGAGGUGGAGAGUGUCAAGAAGGCGGCUCAACAAGCUGGGUUGUGGCGCUUUGUCGAGCCGGCGGAACACGCACUGUUCAGCAUGUGA